GGUUAGUGGUGCGCGGUUCAAUCAUGCCGGCGGGCCUGUAGCUGUGUUUACACUGAGUUUAAACUUUCUAUUUGUUCCUAUUUAGCAGAACUUAGCUGUGACAUCGCCUUCGGCAUGAAUACUACGUCAGAAGAAGAAAAGAAGAGGCUAUUAGAGGAGCUGAGCAGCUGCACUGCCCGUCUCCUGACAAUCUCGGAGCAGAGCUGUCGGCUGAAACACACAAAACGCACGAACUACCUCUCGUGGCAAGACUACUUCAUGUCCUCAGCUUACUUGGCAGCCAUGCGCAGCAAGGACCCAAACACGCAGGUUGGCUGCGUGAUUGUGAAUGAAGAAAACAGGAUCGUCGGAGCCGGGUACAAUGGAAUGCCCAACGGGCUCAGCGAUGACGAAAUGCCUUGGGGCAAAUCAAGUGAUUCGCCAGUUGAUACCAAGUAUCUGUAUGUCUGCCAUGCUGAGAUGAAUGCCAUUUUUAACCGCAACUGCUUUGAAUUGCGUGGCUGCACGCUCUACACUACACACUUUCCAUGCAACGAGUGUGCCAAAAUGGUGGUCCAGUCUGGAAUUCGGCAGGUGGUCUUCCUCUGCGACAAGCACCCCGAAGACCCAACCUACGUUGCAUCCAGACUCAUUCUCACAAAAGCUGGUGUUAACUUCAGGCAGCAUGUUCCCGAAACAAAGAAGAUAGUAAUUGACUUUGAGCAAUUGGCUGCCUUCAAAGUCUGACUGUUGCACUGUUAUCUCAUCAACACUACGAAAUGAAUUUAGCCAUGACGUGAAGUGAGAUAUUAAAAUACUCUGAAACUUUAUAACAGGA
Molecule: messenger RNA, 817 nt
Organism: Rhipicephalus microplus (southern cattle tick)
Lineage: Eukaryota; Metazoa; Arthropoda; Arachnida; Ixodida; Ixodidae
Product: deoxycytidylate deaminase
Cellular component (GO): cytoplasm
Molecular function (GO): zinc ion binding; dCMP deaminase activity
Source: RefSeq, a predicted model, not a curated record